Messenger RNA from Poecilia latipinna (sailfin molly), 3624 nucleotides. RefSeq names its product sterile alpha motif domain containing 4B (gene samd4b). Lineage: Eukaryota; Metazoa; Chordata; Actinopteri; Cyprinodontiformes; Poeciliidae. Gene Ontology annotation, biological process: negative regulation of translation; regulation of mRNA stability; nuclear-transcribed mRNA poly(A) tail shortening. The transcript is spliced from 14 exons. The record is from RefSeq and is a predicted model, not a curated record. Gene Ontology annotation, cellular component: P-body. Gene Ontology annotation, molecular function: protein binding; mRNA binding; translation repressor activity. The coding region runs from base 692 to 2713 and encodes 673 amino acids.
UGAAAACGUAUGACACUGUGCCCACGUCUUACGUCAACUCAAAAUCGAAGAGGAUUUCUCCAGGCGUACACUCCUUAUUUUCUGUAUCCCAACUAGCAUUUUUGUAUAUACGCUUACUCAAAAAUGUUGUAUUUAAGACAACAGUUUCUCGCCACCGCCAAUGACAAUUCUUAAGGGUUAUUAUGCGUGGGGAUAAAAACAAGCGUUUCUGCCAACUAAGCUAACGUAACUGCAGCCGUUAGCAGAACUAUUCCUACUCUUCUGUCGAGCUAGCUGUGGAUUAGCACUUUAGCCUAGCUCGCUAACCAGGCACAUCUGAGAAAGCUAGCGGCUAUAUGAAACUUUGUGUCGGCCUAUCAUAAAAUCCCAGGGCACAGAUGACGUGAAGUAACACAGCUCCUCCGUCGUGAGCCAUUACCUGCUACGGCUGACGCACAGUGACCAUUGAGACAUCUUAAAAAAAACAAAAAAACAAAAAGAAAAGAAAAAUCCCAGACAGCAUUCGUGUCUGCAGCUCCUCCAGCACCUGAACCAUGUGAGGGGGCCCCCUCGGUCCGACCUGAGGGGAACCCUGGACUGUUGAAACGACGACCCUCUGACCCCCGCUGUGCGGGGAAGGGCUCAUCCCGUCUCAAACUUAACACCCCCUCCCCUCAGAUCCCCGCCCGCACUUUCCCACUCUCCCCGCGCCAUGAUGUUCCGGGAUCAGGUAGGUAUCCUCACAGAUUGGUUCAAAGGCUGGAAUGAGUGCGAACAGACGGUGGCGCUCUUGUCGCUCCUGAAGAGGGUGUCCCGCACGCAGGCUCGCUUUCUCCACAUCUGCCUGGAACACUGGCUGGCAGACUGCACUGAGAUCCACAUCCUUGAAGCUGAGGCCAACAGUGCAGCAACCGUCAGUCAGUGGCAUCAGGAGCCGAAAGAAAAGGUGGUGUCCCUGCUGCUGUCCCACUUGCCUCUGCUUCAACCACGUAAUUGUGAGGCCAAAUGUGAAUACAUGAAGCUGCUGCAGAAAGUGUUGACUCACACCAUUGAGAGUAGCUUAUUCGUGGAGGAAAGCCGGCAGCUGCUCUCCUAUGCACUCAUUCACCCCGCCACCACCCUGGAUGAUCGCACCUCGCUCGCCUCGUGGCUAAACCACCUGGAGGAGCAUCUUUCCAGCGGCUAUGCAUCCAGGGCGCCACCCAGCCCUUACCACCCGCGCCAGGGCUCGGACGAAUGGCCCGGCUCAGCCGAGGCCCUCGACCCCGGCAACGCGUGGCCGGACAAGUCCCCGUCGUCCAGCACGUCUCCUGCGGGCCAGAACGGACACAUGCCGUUCCAAGGCGGGCUGUCCUCACCGAUCAGUGGCAACGGCAAUAACACAGGUCUAGUCGGACACAUGCAGCCAAGCCCUCUGAAGAAGCCCAUGCAGGUCAUCCCUUCCAAUCCCCAGACCUAUGGCUCAGAGUGGAGCAGCCAGGAUGACGCGGGGGGGCGACAGAACUUCAUCUCCACAGACCACGCACCGCUUUCACCUCAGAGCAGCAUAGCGUCUUCAGGCAGCGAGCAGACAGAAGAGCAGGGCUCUGCGCGCAACACUUUCCUGGAGGAUGGCAGUGGCAUGAAAGAUGUUCCUGCAUGGUUGAAGAGCCUUCGCCUUCAUAAAUAUGCAUCCCUAUUCUCACAGAUGACCUACGAGGAGAUGAUGAUCCUCACGGAGCAACAUCUAGAAUCUCAGAACGUCACGAAAGGAGCGCGACACAAGAUUGCGUUGAGUAUCCAGAAGCUGCGAGACAGACAGAGUAUACUCAAGUCUUUGGAGAAGGAUAUUUUGGAAGGGGGAAACCUGCGCAACGCCCUCCAGGAGCUUCAGCAGAUCAUCAUCACACCCAUUAAGGCCUACAGUCCGCCCAGCGCAGCACAACCCGUCUCGGACACCUCCACUUCCUCAACAGACGGCACAAAAACAGGAGCGGACAAAGAAGCGACGUCCGAGGACUUGCAGUCCCACAAUCCACCCCCCUGCGACGGAGACUCGUCAGUCACGCCCAUCUCAGAUGGGGACAUAGCGGGACAGUUCACUCGUGUCAUGGGAAAAGUGUGCACCCAGCUGCUGGUUUCAAGGCCAGAUGAAGAAAACAUCAGCUGUUACCUUCAACUUAUUGAGAAGUGUCUUGCACAUGAGGCUUUUUCAGAAACUCACAAGAAAAGGCUGGUCACCUGGAAGCAGCAGGUCCUCAAGCUGCUGCGCCUGUUCCCUCGGAAAGCUAUGCCGGACAUGUCGGCGUACCGACAGAAAGGCUGGAACUAUGGGUCAAACUCCCUGCCCACAGCAGGCUCUGUGAGUGGGGGUGUUAGCCGACGGGGCCAGCGGCAGUUCCCGAUGACCCCUCGUGGACUCCCAGCUGGGCGCAUGUGUCUUCCUGGCGGGAUCGGUGGAGCAUCUCCACGCCACACACUCGCCAAUCCUGCGUUGGCAGGACAGGGUAGACAAAACCUGUGGUUUGCCAACCCUGGGGGCAGCAACAGCAUGCCAAGUCAGAGUCGCAGCUCUGUGCAGCGGACCCACUCGCUUCCUGUCCACACAUCUCCACAAACCAUGCUCAUGUUCCAGCAGCAAGAAUGCCAAGUUCCAGGUUCUGACCUGGAGAUCAACCCCACGCUGGAGUCACUGUGCCUCAGUAUGACGGAGCAUGCCUUAGGGGAUGGAACUGAUCGGACAUCAACAAUAUGAAGAGGAAAAAAAAAAAAGACACUUCAUUGGAGGCCUGCUCGGUUCAGCACAAAGACAGAUGUGAUGCUUCAAAAAAAAAAAAAAAAAAAAAAAAAAAAAAACCCCAGGCAACGCAGUCACUACAACAUGACAAAAAAACUGUGUAUAUGUUCUUUAAUAUUUUUGUACUUUAUUAUAUACAACUAAGUUUAUUAAAAAUGGAAUACAGAUGAUUAUUAUAUUGUGGAACAGAGAAACGGUGAACUGUGUCGGCUGUGCCAUGUCACCUGCAGCAGGACUGUGACAUGGUCGUGCAGCGGUUCAGUUUACCACAAUACGGAGAAAAAAAGAAAAAAAAAAAAGCAGUGGAUUGGUGCUGUCUUUAGGGGUUCUGCCCUGAAUUUGCUCUUCUUCUCUUACUGCCUUGGAACAAGGUUUUCUAUCCACAACACACUGACAGCCCCUUGACCCGUGUUCUAGAUUCGAAAAAUAAUAAUAAUAAAUUUCCAGCCACAAGUGAGGCACUUUUAUUAACUUAUCUUUGAUAUUAGGCACUAACUGUAAUUGGUCAUCAUGGUACACUCUCUGAGGUUUCACCUGGAGGUUGGUGUUAACCUACUAAUCCUAUAGGCAGCUCUAGUCAGGGCUUUAAAAUUAGGCUGUUUUAUUUUUUUUUUUAAUUAUUUUUUUUUAUGUCCUCGUUGGAGAUUUCGUUGCACAAACGGAAACCAGAGGACCAAACAGGAGUGAGAAAUAGUUUGUAUUUCAGCUUUAGGGCAUCUCUUUUUGUUUCACUUCGACAUAUAAACUAAAAAAAAAAAAAAAAAGUAACUGUCCUCCUCUAAGCUUCAACAAAGCCAAAGACAAGGGUUGUGCGUUUGUUAAUUUGUGAAAGAUAUUUGUAGUGAGUUGCAGCAGAACAAUUAAACGAA